Molecule: messenger RNA, 1388 nt
Organism: Annulohypoxylon maeteangense
Lineage: Eukaryota; Fungi; Ascomycota; Sordariomycetes; Xylariales; Hypoxylaceae
Product: NAD(P)-binding protein
Exons: 3
Coding region: 161-1201 (346 amino acids)
Biological process (GO): sphingolipid biosynthetic process
Cellular component (GO): endoplasmic reticulum membrane
Molecular function (GO): 3-dehydrosphinganine reductase activity
Source: RefSeq, a predicted model, not a curated record
CAGCAAUAGCGAUCUGUUCACUGGAUGGUCGCCAUAAUUCAGGGAUCAUAGCCACUAAAAAAACGCCACACUGUGCAAGAAUAAUUCCUAGUACACACCGCCGCACGACGAAACCUUCGUUCGAACAACCUCAAUCUUAUCGCUCCUACCAUAUUAAAGAAUGGGUUCUUAUUUUUCGAAAAAUCAAUUUCCAGUAAAUGGACAGACUAUCCUCAUCACUGGGGGCUCAACAGGCCUAGGUCUUAACGCGGGCCGGCAACUAGCGGAAAAGGGGGCCAAUGUCAUCAUCGUUGCGCGAAACGUCGGUAAAUUAAAAGAAGGCAUUCGCUAUAUCUCAAAAUGUGCUUGUUCACCUGAGACGCAACGAUUCCACCACAUCGUCGCCGAUGUUACCACGGCACCAGAAUGCGCUCGGGUAGUAGCCGAGGCCACAGAAUGGAAUGGCGGCUGUCCACCUGAUAUCGUCUGGUGUUGCAGUGGUAGUGCGCAUCCAACAUUAUUCAUCGACACGCCCAUCGACCAGUUCCAGACGAUGAUGGACAGUAACUACUUCUCAUGCGUGUACAUGUCACACGCAAUCCUCAACGCCUGGCUACGACCAGCCAUAGAUGCGAGUGCCGCCACCAAGGAGACCGAGCCUCAAGCAAAAGCAGCUAAGCCCACUCCACUGCCGGCGCGUCAUCUCAUCUUCACAGGCUCUUUCGUAUCCUUCUACAGCUUCGCCGGCUUUACACCGUACAGCCCCUCAAAGGCUGCAAUCCGGUCCCUCUCCGACUCCCUCUCGCAGGAAAUGAACCUCUACGCCGCAGCGCACCCGGACUUACCCCGUGUCCGCGUGCAUACCGUAUUCCCCGCCACCAUGCCGACGCAAUCGCUCGAAGACGAGAACCGCGUCAAAACCGACUUAACCAAGGCAUUAGAAGAAGGCGACCAGAUCCUAUCGCCGGAGCUGUGCGCGCGGCGGGCGAUUUCCGGGCUUGAAAGCGGGGAGGAACUGGUGCCGACAAGUACGAUUAUCUGGGCGGUGAUGACUAGUGUGAUGGGAGGGAGCGUGCGAGGAGGUUUUUGGAGGGGAUUGGAGAGCACGGUGGGAGGCUGGAUAACGCUUAUAGUGAUGGUUUUCAUUCGGUGGGAGAUGGAUAGUAAGGUGAGGAAAUGGGGAGCGGAGCAUGGGUCAAGCGGGAUGGUGAAAAAGGAGUAGGUAACUGAUGACACGGCUGUGAUGAGGUAUGUCUCCUGGAAAGCUAAAUAUGACUAGACUUGGGUCUACUGGACGAAAUUGUGGAUGUUUCUAGCUAGGUAAUACCUAAUGGCUCAUUUUUUGUUUUUCUUCACUAUGGAGAUAGUUAACUUACAUUUAGUGAAUCAUAAAUGAAUCCUGUUUAGCC